AUGUCGAAAAGAGGAGUUUCUAUGGAAGAGAAACGUUCAAGAUUAUUGAACUCUCUUUAUGAAAAAAAAGAAUGUUUUAAUUUAAAAGAAAUCGAGAAACUCGGGAAAAAAUGUGGAAUUAUUGAGCAAACAGUAAAAGAUGUACUACAAAGCCUUGUAGAUGACUCUUUGGUUGUUAGCGACAAAAUAGGAUCUCUUAAUAUUUUCUGGGCCCUUCCCAGUGCUGCAAAAUUCACCAAAGAAAAUAGAUUGGAGUAUCUUAAAAACUCUAUUCAAGAUUCAAAAGACCAAAUUAAGUCUCUUGAAAAAAUGAUCAAAGAAUCCAAAGAAACCGACUCCCCUGAACACCAACUAAGAGAAAAAAAAACUAAAGAAUUGGAUCAAAUCCUUCUAAAACAGAAAGAACUUGCCAGUAGACUGGAUAACAUUAACACAACCAUCAAAGACAAUCCAAAAAUUUUAAAUGAAAAUUUAGAAACUGCUAACCAACAAUUAUCUGUAUGGGAGGAUAACAUUUGCAGUCUUAGGCAAUGGAUUAAGAAAAAAAUGCCAGGAGUCUCCGAAAAGGAAAUAAACAAUAACUUCGGACUACCAGAUGAAGAAUAA
Messenger RNA from Cryptosporidium ubiquitum, 606 nucleotides. RefSeq names its product MND1 family protein. The record is from RefSeq and is a predicted model, not a curated record. Gene Ontology annotation, biological process: reciprocal meiotic recombination. NCBI's taxonomy places the organism in Eukaryota, Apicomplexa, Conoidasida, Eucoccidiorida, Cryptosporidiidae. The transcript is spliced from 4 exons. Gene Ontology annotation, molecular function: double-stranded DNA binding. The coding region runs from base 1 to 606 and encodes 201 amino acids.